AUGAGUGUCACGCUUGAAGACACAUACUGCUAUAAACAUUGUCGGAAUUGCAUUUUUGCGAAUUGUCCUUCUCAAGAAUGUCAUGUUUUAAAGUGCCCCUUGAAUUGUGGCCAUAAGAUGCAUGCAUGCAAGGCGGAGGAGCAUAUUAGCAAUGUAUGCCCCCUUGCUGAAGUUCCAUGCAUUAGUGCCUCAUUUGGAUGUCCUCGAAGAAUGCGGCGGCAGUUUCUCGGACAUCACCUACUUAAAUGUCCUGCAAGUAUAGUUCAUUGCACAGCUGAGUGGAAUCGGAUGCCUCGUAAUGUACCUGUGAAUCGAACAUCCGACCCUCAUAUUCGGUCAAACCAUUACUGUUUACUUAGUUCUAAAGUUUCUGAUAAAACCAAAGGCGCAUUGAGAAGCGAUUUGACAAAACUUUAUCCUGCACUUCCAAUGACCUCACCUCUUUACAACGGGUAUGUUAUUUUGUUUUACUUUGAACCUGAAAAGCAUGUUUAUGGUUUUAGUAGAUAA
Molecule: messenger RNA, 510 nt
Organism: Hydatigera taeniaeformis
Lineage: Eukaryota; Metazoa; Platyhelminthes; Cestoda; Cyclophyllidea; Taeniidae
Source: the annotation of a GenBank genome assembly